This is a messenger RNA of Hansenula ciferrii, 864 nucleotides long. RefSeq names its product TFIIH complex subunit TFB6 (gene TFB6). The transcript has a single exon. Gene Ontology annotation, cellular component: transcription factor TFIIH holo complex. The record is from RefSeq and is a predicted model, not a curated record. The coding region runs from base 1 to 864 and encodes 287 amino acids. Lineage: Eukaryota; Fungi; Ascomycota; Saccharomycetes; Phaffomycetales; Wickerhamomycetaceae.
AUGUCACAAGAAGCAGAUUAUAGCAAUGCACCAACCAGUCCACGUCAUCCGGAUGCAGACCAAGAGGUCAAUGGUCUUCCAGAAGAAAGCAUAUCACAAAGUGAAUUAGAUCUAUUGGAUUUGAACCCAGACUUGGAAGCUGGAAAUGGACCAACUAGUGAAAUACCCAAUUCUCAAUCAGCUGGUAGAGUAAAGCUAGAGAAUGAUGCAAAUGUUGCAGCUGUAGAAGAAUUGGGAGAUAGAAUUGAAGAUUUCCAACCUGUAAUUGUGCCAUCUCCUUUAAAUGCUAAUGAACAAUCAAAUGAUACAACACCUAAAAGAAGAUUAUCAUUAUCACAACAAUCAAAAUUUAUCAAUUAUGUUGAUGAGAGAUUACUGGCUAUACAAAGAAGAUUUGUACAAGCUUUAGGAUUGAGUGAAUUAGGAUAUAAAUCUAUUAAUGAAUUGAUUGCAGAUCUUAAACAACUAAUAUCAUUUAUAUGGUUUUCAAUUGAUAAUGAUUCAAAUACACAUCUAACAAAAGACCAGUUCAAAGAAUUACCAUCUACAAACUUUGGACAAACUGAUUAUUUAAUAAGAAUAGCUGGUGAUUUAUUAGAAUAUAUUGAUAAAUUAGCUUUUGAGGAAGACUCUGGUGUGAAAAUACUAAAGUUGAUUGAUGAAGUGGAUCAAAAAAUAUCAAGACUUAUCGAUGGUAGAAUACCUGGUGGUAAAGGUCUCACGGGUACUGAUAUUGUAAGGAUUCAAGGUAUUGCUGAAAGAGCUAGAUUGGCCAUUAUUGAAGCAUUUGAAAAGAAAAAAAUUGAAGGAUAUCGUUAUGAAUUAACCAAAGUGUAUGAAAGGGUUCUUGAUCGUGUUAUUUAA